Messenger RNA from Eupeodes corollae, 7945 nucleotides. RefSeq lists its product as uncharacterized. Gene Ontology annotation, biological process: regulation of transcription by RNA polymerase II; negative regulation of DNA-templated transcription. Gene Ontology annotation, cellular component: transcription regulator complex; histone deacetylase complex. Gene Ontology annotation, molecular function: transcription corepressor activity. The transcript has 15 exons. The record is from RefSeq and is a predicted model, not a curated record. Lineage: Eukaryota; Metazoa; Arthropoda; Insecta; Diptera; Syrphidae. The coding region runs from base 2742 to 7646 and encodes 1634 amino acids.
CCCAUUCAGCAGGAGCAGCCCACUGCACGACAAGAAACAGUGGUCCAUCGUGUAUAUCAGCCAUCAUCUCGCGUGCUCCUCUGUAGCUCCGUCGUUACUCCGUAUCCGUAGCUCCGUCGUCGUUACUCCGUGACCAAAAUCCAAAGAGAUUCUCUCUCGAUUGUUGUGCCAUGGUCUAGUGUCCUAUCGCAGUUGGUUCGCAUGCAUACGCAACAUACCAACAUUUUUGCACGGCGCGUUUUAUUUUAAUUUUUUUUUACUAUCAAAAUAAAUUAUGUGUAUAAAUAUUUUCAUUUAGAAUUUACUUUGCAAGUUUAACAACAAAAAUAAAAAUUCACAAAAAUUAUAAUAAAUACAAAAUUUUGUUAAAUUUAUUUAUAUAAUAAAUUGUAUAUAAUACACAAAGUUUAAAAAAAUAUAUAUUAAAAAAUAAAAUACAACAACACCCAACAGUGCUCUUUAUCGUCGAUUUUCGUGUCUUAUUUGUGUUGAAGUCUUUGAAAAAAAAGUAAGAAAAUAUGUAAAUUAUUCGCAAUUUUUAAAAAAGGAAGAAAAAGAAGAAGGAAUCAAAAUUGCAAAUGUGAAGAAUAUUACAAAAAUCCUUGUAGCUCAAAAAAGUUAAUCAUAAAAAUGGAAUAGAGAAAAAAAUAAAAAGAAAACCAAAACGAAAACGAGACAAAAUGCUUUAGAAAAAAAAAACGUUUAGCAAAAUUUUUGUUUUAAGUUUAAACUUAAAUUUUCUUUAAAUUUUCACUUCUUGUCAUAGUUUAAAAUCGUAUUUGUAUUCGUAUUCGUCUUCGUCACUUUCGUCGUCGUCGUCAAAGUUGUCAAAGUCGUUUUCGAAAUCGUUGCCGUUGUGAACCGUCGGUAGUUUUUGAUUUUCCAAAUCCUCCAAAAAGUUUUUGCAUUUAAUCCUUUUUAUUUAUUUAACAAAAAAAAGAAGAAAGAAAAUGUGAGAAAAAGAAGAAAAAAAAGUAUAUAUCUAUCUAUCUAUCAAGUUCGACGACGUAAAGGAUGUGGUAUUGGAUGUGCAUGGAUACCUGAAAGCAGCAAUUAAGUUCUUGAAAUUGAUGGUUUAUGCAGGAUACUAAAAUAAUAUCAAUUAAAUCAAAAUCAAAAACGCAGAGAGAAAAUCUUAUUUAACAUCAUGGAUAUGGAUAACGAUUUUAAUAUGCAAACAUGGAUAAAUCGAGCACUCAGCGGACAAAAUCGUUUCCAUCUGAAAUAAAUUAAAAAAUGAUAAGAACUUGAAAAAAAAUCAUUAAAAGAACUUUAAUCCCAAAUCAAAAUUUAAAUUAAUAUAAAUCAAAUAACAGUGGUUGUGUCUUACAAGCAAAACAAAAACAAAAAACAACAAUUAAAGAAUGUUUAUUUAUUCAUGACGACAUAAGCAGAAUUGAAAAUUUAAGUUUCACAUGUGUAUAGAAAAAAACAAAAACGAAAAGGUUUAAAAAUAAAAAAACAACAAAAUAUUUUGUUGCUCUUUAAAGUGAAAAAGCAAAUCCACCUUUUUAUAAGUGAACAUAAAACUUAAUUACAAAACAAAAAUAAUAAUAAUAAUAAUUAAUAUAUAUAUAGAAAUAAAUGUAAAAAUUAACACACACUACAAACUAAUCUUUUACUAACUGUCUUUGAAUAAAUAUAUAACAAAAAAAAAAUAAAAUUAAAAAUUCUGAAUCUCUCGUGUGGUUGUGAAAAUAAGUUGUAUAGCUAAUUAAAACAAAAUACAUAUUACUAACAAAUAAAAACAUUUAAAAUAUAUAUCUAUAUAUAUUUUUAAAAGCAGUCAUAAAAUUUUAUUAUACAUAAAUAUAUAUAUAUACAUAUAGAGAAAUGAAACUAUAAGAAGUGUUAUAUACGUAUGUAAUAUAUUACCAUGUGCUAUAACUGCUCUAUGAUUAGAAUAGUACUCAAGUAAAUAAAAAUCGAAUUGUUGUUGAAGUAAUAGUUUUUAAAUUAAAAUUAAAAAACAAAAACAAAAACACACAUCUCAAUCAACCGUCCUCUAUACAAAGUGUUUAAAAUUUUGAAAGAAAAAGAAAAUCAAAUUGUUUAAUGGCAGAAAAAACGUUACUAAUUAAAAAAAUAUGCAAAUAAAGUUUAAGAACAAAAUAAAAAACAUCACAUUUUCUAAUAAAUACUUUCAAUAACCUAAAUCUAGAAUUAAAUGUUUACAAAAAAAAAAUAAUAUAAAUAUAUAUUUAAUAUGUGUGUAAAAAAUAAUAAACAAAUAAGAGAACUGUAGUAAAAGUAGUGCUCAUGUUACAUAAUUUUCAUUGAAUGUUUCGUAUGAAGUAAAUCACACUUUUGGAUUAUCAACAAGAGAAGUAAUUUUUUUAAAAAGAUUAAAAGAAAAAGUCAAACCUGAUUAACUUUAAUGUUGAAAAUCAAAUGGAUAUAAGGAAUAAGAUUGAUUAACAUUUAAUUUAAGGAAAACAAAGAUAUUUAUCCAAAUAUUAAUAUGGCUGCUGUAAAUUCUUGUCUAAACUGACUGAAAGUCGUCAGCAAAGACUUCGACACUGAUGGGUUAAACAUGAUAUAGAGCAUCAUGCUAAAUAAAGUAAUAAGCAUCAAACUCUAAAAUCAGUUCAGAAAAAUAAAGAAAGAAAUAAAAAUAACAAAAAAAAAACAUUACUUCAAAUCGCGCAGAAUCCCCACAUUUGGAAAUCAAUAUCCUUUUAAAAAAGGUUCAAAGUGGCCUUCAUUUGCCAUUGGCUGGACUCUCGCCACCCAGAGUUUUGAUGUGUAGUGCCUCUAUGGGUGCAGAAGGAUCAGUUACAUUGCAAUUAAGAGAAGCUAUUCAUUCGUCAGAUUCCUCAUCGGUCGAUGGUUAUUCAUCUCUAGACAAUGCCCUCACAAUUGGUUAUCCCGAUCCGGACAUGCUAGCCGAUGUUCUAGGUUCGCUACAAACGGCCUCCCUCAAUAAUAACUCAAAUAGUAAUAACACAAUGAUUAGUGCCAUUACUUUGGAAAAUGUGGAUGGUAGCAAACUCAAUGAUAUCAGUUCAGCAAUCAGCAACAGUAGCAGUCCAAAUAACAAUAACAAUAAUAAUAAUAAUAACAACAACAAUGGUGGCAAGAGCAACAAUACCAAUAGCAUCAGCAGCAGUAGCAGCAGCAGCAAUAUCAACAAUAACAACAACAACAACAAUAAGACCUUCAAUAAUAACAGCCUUAUUAGCUGUAGCAGUAAUAUAUCGCUGAACAGUCCGAUUAGUGGACAAAUAAUUAGCAUUACCGGUAGCAGUAGUGGAAGCAGUGGCAGUAGCAGUAAUUGUAGUACAACCAGUAAUAGCAGUUGUAGCAGUAGCAGUAAUGAGAGUAUAUCAAAUGUAUCAGUUCCUGGAUCUAAUCCACCGAUUGUAAAGAAACAAAGACCCAAAACAUCCUCCCCCACUCGACAUGGACCUCAGCAAUGUCAGGUUUGCAGUAAAGUAUUCGGAAAUGCAUCUGCCUUGGCCAAGCACAAAUUAACGCAUAGCGAUGAGAGAAAGUAUGUCUGUGUAAUGUGUUCAAAAGCGUUCAAAAGACAGGACCAUUUAAAUGGUCAUAUGAUGACUCAUAGAAAUAAGAAACCAUACGAAUGCAAGGCUGAAGGUUGUGGCAAAUCUUACUGUGACGCAAGAUCGUUGAGACGACACACCGAGAAUCACCAUAGUGGACUAGCAGCGGCUGCAACAACCCCCCAAAAUCAAUCAUCAUCCCUUUCGCCAUCAACAGGACCGCCGACAGGGCUUAGUUUGUCACCAGCAACUGCCAGUGGAGACGCAAGUUCACCUCACGGAGCAAACUGUAUUCAGUACACAACUAUGGGAGGUGGCGACGAUGGUAGUGGCAGCAAUAGCAAUAGCUCAAUUAAACAAUCCUCAUCGGCCGUGAAUGUGUCGGUUGUGUCAUCUUCGACACAAGCCAGCUCCGCUUCACAGUGCUAUUCAGUGACGUCUUCACCUGCUUCUUCGCCAUCGUCGAAUGCUUCAAUAAAAUCGGUUGUUUCGGGCGAUGGCCUCACCAGGCAGCAGCUAGAUCUCAUUAGCCAAAUUAUGCAGCAAACCAAGCAGGGCAACACCCAAUUGACUGUCGGAUCAACAACUGCAAAUUUGAAAAUAACUAACCAACCACCGUCACCCCAUCAGAGCCAGGCCCAAAGUACUCAGCAUCAGUUGCAGAGACCAAGGACAUGGAAUAUGCAGAAUAAUAUAUUUCAGACCCAAUUGCAGCAGACACAAUCAAAAGUAUCGGUAGUAGAGAAUUCCACAUCGCCAAUGACAUCCAUCUCCAUUAAUGAGCUACUCAACGGAAGUGGUCCCCAUCAGCAACAGCAACAGCAGCAACAACAACAACAGCAACAACACCAACAACAAAAUCUAUCAAGCGCUGCCGCAAUAAAUCAACAAAUUUUAAAUAUUGUAAAAAUAGAACAAAAACCUGUAGAGUGCAAUCUAUGUCAUAGAAAAUUUAAGAACGUUCCAGCCCUCAACGGACACAUGCGUCUGCAUGGCGGUUACUUUAAGAAAGAAUCAGAAACGAAGAAAUGCGAUCGAAAAGACGGACUUGGUGGACCACCCCUUCAAACCGCAAGUAUUGGGGUGCGAGCUUUGAUUGAAGAGAAAAUUAUCAGUAAACGAUGUAAGGAUUUGAAGGGUGCCUUUGUAGUUCCUGCCCCACCAAAUACGGCUGCAAUUAGACGAACAGCAAGUGACCUAGAAAACUUUUUAACCCCCAAGUCACCUAUAGUACAUCAAACCGGAAGCUCUCCAUCCGAACGAAACAACAGCUUACCAGACAUUGGUAAUGCUGUGCUUCCAUCGGGUCUGCAAAUUCAAAAGCAAACAAUACCAGUGCUUCAGAAACAAUCAAACGUCAGUGUCGGAACGGCAACUGUAUCAACAAACACUUCCAAAGCUACGUCCACCAUGGAUCACAAGGACGCAACCUUGAUUGAGCUCCUCAAGCGUGGCACUAAAGUGGCAGUGAGAAAAACAUCGAAUUCUGAUUCCAGCCAGAUAUUCACCACUAGUAGUGGUACACUAAUGCUGCCCUCUGAACUGUCACUUUCCACCAAUUCGGGCACAUCCAACCCACCACUAGCAAUAACACUUCCCAAUGGAGAAACAACCCCCGUCUCACUCACCAUAUCCCAGGCCUCCAACGGAUCGGGUGACGUCUAUACGCUUACCUAUUCCACAGAUUCAGCAGCGUCCUUUUUUGAGGACAGUGAUGUCUAUAGCGUAUCAGAGACCGACAUGCUUCUACAAACGGUCGAUUCGAUACAGUUGCUCAACGAAACAGAAGAACCGGAUCACCUAGAUGAAAUAAGCUCCCUUGGUGAUUUCCACAAUGACACCAGUAGCUCUUCCACCAACCUUGUGGUGAAUCGAAAUAGCAAGGAAAUGCAAACGGUGUUCAGUUCCCCAUUGCAAGACGCAUUGCCCGACUUUCAAACUCUUCAUUCCAAGGAUUUUGUCCUGUACAACAAUGGCACAUGUAAGGCUAUAAAUAGCGGUGGCAACCACACCACUGCAGCUAAGUCACUGGCCACUGUGAUUAAACAGUCAAUAUCUCCACUUCCCUCACCGCUGGCAUAUCCUACCCCACCAGCAAGCCAUGAGACGGUCGCACAAGCUUCGCCAUUCCUGGAUGAUUCCCACCACUUUUCGGAUGCAGCGAACUCCUUCUUCCAGGAGAAGUCCACAUCUGACUUCAUUGAUGAUGCCGGGGGAACCUUCUUCAAAGACUGUUCCAGCGAGGCACUCACCGAAAGUCAGAAAAUCCUCAAGCUCAAAAGCGUUCUCGAGGAUAGUGGACAGUUUUUUAAGUCUGGCGAUGACAAUUCGAACGAUGUAUUCGACACCUCGGUGGUAAAGGUGGAAGACCUGCUAAAUGAGUCCAGCGAUGGGGCAAACUGUGAUCUCAAAGACUUUGCCGAGCAAAAUCUGUCCUUUUUGGAAGAUGCUCAAGGAUUCCUCGAUGAUUCCCGCAAUGCCACGUCUCCGCUGUCGGAAUCCUUUUUCACAAGUGGCAUUGGCACUGCCGAAGAAGUCAAAGAAGUCCUGCGUGAUGUUCUCCCCGACGAAUCCUUGAACUGUGAUCCACAAAAUUCAACCGAUAUCGACCUGUACUACUUACCAGGUCUGGGUCUUCAAUCUCAGAUGAUGCCAAACUCCGAGGAUCCAUUGUUAUCAUCUUCACCCAGAGAUUUUGGUCACAGAUUGACCGUUCAACCACAUCAUCAGCAAACGCAGAUGAUUCGCAUGGAACCGCAGACAUCAACGAUGCAGGCACAAUUGCUUCCCAAAAAGCCAGACCCGGAUCCAAGUUUCCCCUUAUUGAUGGCCACAAGUACGUCCAGAGAUGGAAGCACCGAGUUCCAUUUCACCAUCCAGCAACAGGCAACUAAGCAAGACAACGAAACACAAAUCAAACCAGAUACUAUGUCGACAGGCCAGAUGUGUGUGGACAAUCAGCUGGCAGCACCACAACUGCCACCCCCACCGUUCAAAGACACUUCCGCUCCCAUAAAAACGCCACAGUUUUUCGGAGCCAAUGAGAUGCCUGCACAACAAAGUCACCAGCAACCGCAAAAUAUUCUAGCGGCAGCUGCAACCGCUUCUCCCUUGACUAGUUCAAUCUUGAAGAGGAGGUUGCGUCAAGGAUCCAUUUGCGGCGACAGUAACUCCCACUCAAGUAGUAUCCCUCGUAAAUAUGAGCUUUACAAGUCGAAACUACGAAAACCAUCAACCACUCACUACACUCCCCAACCAAUCCUAAACCCCGGCAGAAAGGGAACCGGUUUGUAUUCCAAUCUACCCAAACCACCCACCUUUGCCCAGGAUGCCUUGCAUUUGGACGAUGAAUUCGAGGAGGCUGCCAGUCUCAUGGCUUUCCUCGAUGAAUCCAAAGUCAACAUUGGUACAGCAUAUCAAGCAACUAUUCCGGCUCUAGAAACAACUCAUCAUCAGCUGCAUGGUGCUAGACAACAAUCAUCGAAUGUUACAGAUCAUGAGGAAAUGAUGUGGGAUCCAAGUGUUGCCACGGAUGAGAAGAUUCUAACGAGAUACAUUGAGCUGAGCAAAUCUUCAGCCAUUCCACUUGGUUAUCAUUCGGAAGAAGUUGCCUUAAAGGCAUUGCUUCAGGUCCAUGGUGAUACACCGAUAGCUGUGUUGAAUCUCUUAAAGUCGCAAUCGAAUCCUUUCCAAUUGAAGUGGUCGUCGCUAGAAGUUGAAAUGUUCCUUAGAGGUCUGGAGAAAUAUGGAAAGGACUUCUAUAGCAUCUCAAGAGAGAUUAUCACCAAGUCCACAAGUGAAUGCAUACAACUGUAUUACUUCUGGAAAAAGCUCUGUGUGGACUACAAGAUGACUCAUCUAAAGGUCGAAACGGACGAUGCAUCACAGUCGCAAUACUCCUCACAAGUUGCAGAGCAUCGCCCUCAUGUUUGCGAGAUGCCAGAUUGCUCAGCUAGUUUUACAUCAAAAGCUGCUUUACACGGGCACACUCGAAUCCAUUGCAUUGGCCGCAACAUGAAUCAACUCAAUAACAACAACAAUUCAAUGAUUCUGGCCAACAAUGGCCAAUUGCAGCCCCAUUCAAAUCUUAAAGAUGACUUCCCCUGCAAGCAUCACAAAUUACCGUUAGAGCGUUUGUUGUAAGCGCAAGCGUUAAAAAUCAAGAUAAAAGUGCCAUAAAAAUGUUGUACGUGUAACAAAAUAUCUACCAACUACAUAUUCAAAUUUUCGUUUCAUCUGUAAUAUCGUAUAUGUUCUUUUGGAUUAUAUAGUUUUCAACAAAGUCAAAAGCAGAAGUGCUCAUAUGAAAUCGCAUCGUCCUCAGGAAAAUGACCCAAAUACGAGUAGCAUCCCACAGCAGCAACAGCAGCAACAACAACAACAGCAGCAGUCACAACCACAACAACAACAACAGCAACACCAGUCUCAACAACAAAUUACAA